UAAAUAAGAGGAGAAGGAUGAGAAGAAGUAGUGCAAUUAAGGAGCUAGUGAUGAUGAGGAUCUUAUUAGGGUUAGGGUUUCUCUUCAAUAUCUCUUUGUUCUUUGUGGGGUUUAUCACCACCUUUGCUUUGUACUUGUAUUAUAUAUCAUGGAUGAAGCCUGAAAGGACUAGGAAUGAGCUUAGAAAGCAAGGGAUUAAGGGUCCAAAUCCUCUGUUUUUCUAUGGAAAUCUUUUGGAGAUGAAGAGGAUUUUGUUGGAGGAGAAGGCAAGGAGAGGGAGAGAGAAAGGAGGAGCAUGUCACAUUCACCAUGACUACACUUCAAGUGUUUUCCCUUAUUUCACUCAAUGGAGGAAAACUUAUGGUCAUGUAUUUCUAUACACAAUGGGGAACGUACCAGCACUACAUGUAAGCCACCCAGACGUAGUGAAAGACAUAAAUUUAUGUUUAUCUCUUGAUCUCGGCAAAGCGACGUAUUUAAAAAAAGCUCAUGAACCAUUAUUUGGACAUGGUAUCCUCAAAUCCAAUGGCGUACUUUGGGCUCAUCAAAGAAAAAUUAUCGCUCCUGAGUUCUUCUUAGAUAAAGUUAAAGGUAUGAUAGAGUUGAUGAUCGAUUCGGCAAUUUCAUUGGUGAAGUUAUGGUAUGAGAAAGUUGAAGAUGGAGGAGGAAUUGUGGAGGUGAAGGUUGAUGAUGAUUUGAGGAGUUACUCAGCGGAUGUGAUCUCUAGAGCUUGUUUUGGGAGUAGUUAUUCAAAGGGAAAAGAGAUAUUCUCUAAGCUUAGAGCCCUACAACAAGCUGUCUCCAAACCUAAUCUUCUUCUUGAAAUCACUGGCUUGAGGCAGCUACCAACAAAGAGGAACAGGGAGGUAUGGAAAUUAAGCAAAGAAAUCCACUCCCUCAUCUUAAAAGUAGUAAAAGAGAACAAUAAAGAACACCAACAAGAACAAGAUGAAGAGGAUAAGAAGAAAUGCAAGAACCUAUUGGAAGCCAUUCUAAAGAGUGUCAAUGGCGGCCAUCAACAUCAUCAACACAAUCACAAUGACAAUAAAAAUAAUGAUAAUAAUAAUAAUGAUAAUGAUGAUAUGGAUAAGUUCAUAGUGGAUAACUGCAAAACUAUAUACUUUGCUGGUCAUGAGACAACCGCAGUGACUGCGACGUGGUGCUUGAUGUUGCUGGCUUUGCAUCCGGAUUGGCAGGACCGUGCGCGCGCUGAGCUCGUCAGUGUCUGUGGACCCGGAUCUGUGCCUGAUGCUCAAGCCUUGCAAAAGAUGAAACUUCUGACAAUGAUCAUACAAGAAACACUACGUCUGUACCCUCCGGGAGCCUAUGUAACAAGAGAAACACUACAAGACAUGAAGUUAGGCGGCAUUCACAUACCCAAGGGUGUAAACAUCUAUGUCCCUGUGCCAACACUGCACCAUGACCCUACAGCAUGGGGCCCUGAUGUGCACCGGUUUAACCCUGAUAGGUUCACUAAUGGGGUGCGCGGCGCUUGCAAGCUACCGCACAUGUACGUGCCAUUUGGCGCAGGGACUCGGACUUGUCUCGGCCAAACCUUUGCCAUGACCGAGCUCAAGAUUGUUCUUGCUCUCAUUCUUAACAACUUUAGCUUCUCUUUGUCUCCUAAGUAUAAGCAUUCCCCUGUUUUGAGGCUCAUUGUUGAGCCUGAGUUUGGAGUUGAUUUGAUUGUUAAGAAGGUGUGAAUCUUAUGAUUAUUAUUAUGUGUGUCUUUAGUUUCAAUA
Dioscorea cayenensis subsp. rotundata (Guinea yam) is the source of this 1742-nucleotide messenger RNA. Its product is annotated as cytochrome P450 714B2-like. The record is from RefSeq and is a predicted model, not a curated record. NCBI's taxonomy places the organism in Eukaryota, Viridiplantae, Streptophyta, Magnoliopsida, Dioscoreales, Dioscoreaceae. The coding region runs from base 18 to 1703 and encodes 561 amino acids. Gene Ontology annotation, molecular function: heme binding; oxidoreductase activity, acting on paired donors, with incorporation or reduction of molecular oxygen; monooxygenase activity. The transcript has 5 exons.